CCCCCCAACAUACCCCUUCACAGUCACUGUCCAUCAGCAUAGUAAGAUGCUGUAAAAUCACUACUUCGAAAUAGACAUCUUUUAUAGUUAACAUUUUCUUAGUUCUGCCUUUGCCUUGGAAAUCAUAAACCUGAUUUUCAUACCACUUUCAAGGUUUGUGUUCCUAGUUGAUAGGUGAAAACUGCCAAGUCGUCGUUUUCUCUUUAAGUUUUACUGGUUCCUGUCAACAUUUUUUUCAUGUUUGAUCACUGUUUUUCUUCGUAUGUGUUGACCUUUUUUGACUUUUGUACUUAGUAUGUAUGAAAAGCCCUGAGACAGAGAACUACUACAGCCAGGCGUCCAGGAAAGUCUUGGUCAUAGAUUAGGGGUUCUGAAUAACUCACCUCCUGUCAUAAUGUGGACCCCUGGCCGGUCCUCCCAGUGACAGUAAGUAUUCUGGUUGAGAGAGCUGACAGUUUACUCUGAUGUCUGCUUUGUGUUCAAUUCUCUAUCCCCAUCACGCCCGCAUUCCGCACUUGCCCAUACUCAAUUUCAAUCUCUAGAAAUCCAGGAAACGGUGAAGUAAACUGAUGGCUGCUGUGAGGCUUCUGCAGGGGCCCGCACUUCGGUGGCCGCUCUUGCCGAGGUGCAUUCUAACUCCGACGUACCUAACGUUUUGGGGUUAUUUAUGUUCCCGCCACUUAAGACCAUUUAUUAUCCCCAUGUAAUUAACAAGCUUGAGGAACAAGGAAAGGGUGCAGGGGCUCCCGCCGCCUCGAAGCCCGCAGCAUCACAGACCCUCCAGAACCCGGGGAAUAUCCGGUUCUGCUCCCGCUAAUGCCUUCUCUUCCGCUCCGGCCCCCCCCAACCCGGCGCAGUGGCCCUUGAGUCACGUGGUGAUAGGGGGAGGGGGAAGUGGGUGGCCCAUCGGCCGCCAUCUUGCGGGCUUGGAGGCGGGGCUUGCGGAGUGCGGGUUGCGCGCUUCAUUUCCCCUCCCCUCGCCCAGCCUCGCGUCGGCUUCCGCGCUCCUCCCCAUUUCUGGCUCCCGUGGCCGGUCCCUGAGUGGAGGAGCUGGGAUCCCCGGAGGGCGUGGGGGUGUGUCGGACGCGUGCUCGCGCCCUCCAACAGCCAGCCGCGGGGGCGCGCUCGGCCGGGCCCUAGGGGCGGUGCGGGGCCGAGGGGAGGGGGCUGCUCCCGUUGCGGGGGCGGCGCGCGGCGGCCGUGGCGGCAGUUGCGGCGGCGCGCUGGGGCCCCGCGUCCGGGGCGCCCCCGGGUCGGAGCUGCCGCCGGGGCCGCUGCUGCCGGAGCCAUGUACCGCAGCGGUGCCCGCUCCUCAGUCUCUUCGCACCGGCCUAAAGAGAGCAGCGGGGGCGGCCCGCGCACCGGCCGCAGCUCCGGCUCCUCCUCAGGCCCGGCUCGCCGCACCUCACCGCCGUCCUCUGGCUCCUCAUCGUCGCGGACCGCUGCUCGCCGGCCCCGCUCGCCCUCCGGGCACCGCAGCCGCCGGGCCUCGCCGUCCCCGCCGCGGGGUCGCCGUGGCUCCCCGUCCCCGCCCCGCGGCCGCCGGGCCUCGCAGUCCCCCCCGCGGGGUCGUCGCGUCUCUCCGUCCCCCCCGCGGGCCCGUCGCGGUUCCCCGUCACCGCCGCGGGCCCGUCGCGGUUCCCCGUCACCGCCGCGGGGCCGACGACUCUUCCCGCCGGGCCCGGCCGGUUUCCGAGGCAGCAGCCGGGGGCAGUCCUGCGCCGACUUCGCCCGGGACGGCCGCGGAGAACAUCCAGGCGACGGCGGCUGCCGGAGACGGUCUCCUGGUCUGCGUUCUGACUCCUCUUUGGAACAGAGCUUAAGGAUCACUGUUGGCAACGACCACUUCUGUGUUGGCAUACCAGAACGGCGGCGGCUUAGUGACCGACUGGGGUCACCAGUGGAUAAUCUGGAGGAUGUGGACAGGGAUGACAUGACUGAUGAUUCUGUCUUCACUCGAAGCUCCGCAUGCUCUCGAGGUCUAGAACGAUAUCUUUCCCGGGAAGAGGGGCCUCUCAGUCCCUUCUUGGGACAACUUGAUGAGGACUACCGAACAAGAGAAACUUUCCUGCAUCGUGCUGAUUAUAGUCCCCAUAUCAGUUGUCAUGAUGAGCUGUUGCGGGGAACAGAACGGAAUAGAGACAAAUUAAAAAGUUCCUACACUAUAAGACCUGAGGAAAGGAGCCGGGAAGCCAAACGGCCCCGUUAUGAUGACACAGAGAAGAUUCACAGUGUGGGAAGUGACCAUCCAAGUUUUACAUCAGGGACACGCAACUAUCGACAGCGUAGACGGAGCCCGAGCCCUAGGUUUCUUGACCCUGAGUUUCGAGAGCUGGACCUUGCCAGGCGAAAACGAGAGGAAGAGGAGGAACGAAGUAGGAGCUUGAGUCAGGAACUGGUAGGAGUUGAUGGUGGUGGCACUAGUUGCCCCAUUCCUGGAUUGUCCAGUGUCCUAACAGCAUCAGAGCCAGGAUAUUUACAUCGGCCUGAGGAAGUAUCUGUGAUGCCUAAGAAGUCAAUUCUGAAGAAGAGGAUUGAGGUGGACACGGAGCCUUCCAUGCAGCUUGAGAGUUUUUCCAGCAGCACCAGCUCCAGCCACAAUCACCCUGUCUUCUCUGGACAUCCAUCUCUUCCAUUAAGUGGUGCUAUAGCUGCCUUUGCCUCAGAGAUGGAAAACAACAAGGAGACUGUGGUAGAGGCUACCCUGAAGGAACCUCAAGGCAACCUCUACCAAUGGGGUCCCCUCCCUGGGAUGCCCAAAGACAACAGUCCUCUCAGAGAGAAGUUUGGGAGUUUUCUGUACCACAAGGAGAAAUUGAAUAUGAAGGCUGAGGGACCUGAGCGACCCACAGACUUGUUGCUGCCCCAUGAGAGAGCUAGCCAGGAUGGCAGUGGUUUUUCCCGCAUUCUGAGCCUGUUGGCAGAUUCUACCAGCACACAGGAAAAAAGGCGACGUAGUUUCCCUGACAUUGAGGAUGAGGAGAAAUUUCUCUAUGGGGAUGAAGAAGAGGAUUUAAAGGUAGAAUCUCCAGCAAAGCCCCUUGGGGGCUCUGAGAGUGAAGUUAUGAGGCAGAAGGCAAGCUCAUUACCCUCUUCAGCUCCAGCUGUAAAGUUAGAAUCCAUAGAAGAAGCCAAUCCAGAAUAUGCUAAGAUUCACGACUUGCUCAAGACCAUAGGGCUGGAUAUUGGGGUAGUAGAGAUUAGUAAACUGGCUGCACGCACCCAGGAACGACUUCAUGGCAAAAAGCCAACACGUUCUUCCACUGACCGCCGUUCCUCAGUUGACCAGCACUUUUCAGCAGACCGCGGUUCCUCUGUUGACCACCAUUUCUCAGCUGAUCUGCGCUCCUUAGAUCCUCACAGACUGGAGAACAGAGAGGCACACCAUAGCAAUACCCACUCCCCAGAGGUGUCCCAUCCACACCCAGUCUCCCCUGUGGAUCCUUACCUGCUCACAAAAAACAGCCCUCCGUUCCUAAAGUCUGACCAUCCAGUGGGUCAUAUUGCAGGACCAGAGGUAGUUGGCAGUGGGUUUCAGUCAUCUGUUGCAGUCAGAUGCAUGUUGCCUUCAGCCCCAUCUGCCCCAAUUAGACUACCACACCCUGCUUCUUUGUCUCAGUUUCAUAUGCCAAGGGCAUCUCAGUUUGCUGCAGCUCGAAUACCUCCAAACUACCAGGGACCUGCCAUUCCCCCUUCUUCCUUUGAUGCCUACAGGCACUAUAUGGCAUAUGCAGCCUCAAGGUGGCCCAUGUAUCCAGCCUCUCAGCCAUCAAACCAUCCUCUACCAGAACCACAUAGGGUAAUGCCAAUUACCAAACUAGCUACUCGUAGCCGUCCCAAUCUUCGUGUGAUCCCCACUGUGACUCCUGACAAGCCCAAGAAGAAGGAGUCAGUGCUAGGUUCAAUUCCUGCUGCCCAAGUGCCUGUCCAGGUAUCCAUCCCAUCACUCAUAAGAUAUAAUCCAGAGAAGAUCUCUGAUGAGAAGAACCGUGCUUCCCAGAAGCAGAAGGUUAUUGAGGAGAGGAAAAAGCUAAAGAGUGACCGGGAAGCUCGCCAGAAAAAGAUGUACUAUCUCAGGACUGAGUUGGAACGGCUUCAUAAACAACAAGGGGAAAUGCUGCGCAAGAAACGAAGGGAGAAGGAUGGCCACAAAGACCCACUCCUGGUGGAGGUGAGUCGGCUUCAGGAUAACAUUAUGAAGGAUAUCGCAGAACUUCGACAAGAGGCAGAAGAGGCAGAAAAGAAGCAAUCUGAACUGGACAAAGUGGCUCAGAUAUUGGGAAUUAACAUUUUGGAUAAAUCUCAGAAGUCUUCAAAUGAUGGUAAAGAGCCUACAGAGAAGCCUGGGAAAGCAGAAAAAUCUAAGAGCCCAGAAAAAGUGUCGUCCUCAAACUCUAUUUCCAACAGCAAGAAAGGUGGUACCAGUUACUGCCAGCAGUGUAUGCAUGUGAAUUGUCUGCUGUAUCUAUACACAACACCAGCUCUGCUUUCCAGUUUGUCAUACCAGGAUGUGUCUGCGAUAGAAUCAAAGGUAAACUAUGAGAAUUCCCAUACUAAGAGCCCCAAGCCUGCUGAGAGCCUCCAGCCAACUGCUAAGCAGUCUGAUCAGUCCAUUGCUGCCUAUGAGUAUUAUGAUGCUGGCAAUCACUGGUGCAAAGACUGCAACACCAUUUGUGGGACCAUGUUUGACUUCUUCACUCAUAUGCACAAUAAGAAGCACACACAGACAUUGGAUCCCUACAACAGACCUUGGGCUUCAAAGACUCAGAGUGAGGCCAAGCAAGAUGCUGUAAAGCGCACUGACAAGAUAACUGUUCCUGCAAAAGGCUCUGAGUUUCUGAUUCCUAUCACGGGAUAUUAUUGCCAGCUCUGUGAGGAAUUUUUGGGGGAUCCAAUUUCUGGAGAGCAACAUGUGAAGGGUCACCAACACAAUGAGAAAUACAAGAAAUAUGUGAUUGAAAACCCAUUGUAUGAGGAACGGCGGAAUCUGGACCGCCAAGCUGGCUUGGCUGUUGUCUUAGAGACAGAACGGCGGCGGCAGAGUGAGCUGAAGCGCAAACUUAGUGAGAAACCAAAGGAAGAGAAGAAAGAAAAAAAGGCGAAGAUCAUGAAAGAAGUAAAGGAGGAUGACAAGGUCUCUGAGGAAUUAGAGGACCAACUUUCUGAGUGUGGGAACUCCCCAGAAAAGGCGGAAAAUAAAAGGAAAGCUAGCAUCAAACUCCAAUUAAAAGAAGAAUUAAAGAAAGAAUCACCAAUAUCUUCCUCCUUUGGGAAAUUCAGCUGGAAGAAGCCAGAAAAAGAGGAAGAAAAAAGUUCAGUGGCUCCAAGUAUUCCCAGGGAGGAUAUUGUAGAAAGCAAUAAGGACAAAGAGGAUGGUAAAACUGAAACUGCAAAGGCAAAGCCCAUUAAAAUCAAGCUUUCUGGGAAAACGGUUGUUGCACAUACUAGCCCUUGGAUGCCCGUUGUGACAACUUCAACCCAAACGAAGAUCAGACCCAACCUGCCUAUCCCAUCCACAGUACUCCGCAAGUCAGGCUCAGCUACAGUGAGUAAGCCAGCUCCUCUUAACACCUUUCUAUCCAUCAAGUCCUCUGGAACCACAGCUAAGCCUUUGCCAGUGGUUAAAGAGUCUUCAGCUGAUCUCCUCUUGCCUCCUGACAUCAUCUCCAAAGCAUUUGGAGGAGAAGAGGUGAUACUGAAAGGGUCUCCAGAGGAAAAAAUGGUACUGGCUGAAAAGAAUGAGCCAUCCCAUAUACCUGAACAAAUGCUACCACCUCCUCCACCACCCCCUCCACCACCCCCUCCACCACCCCCAGUUAUACCUCAUCCAGCUACCCUAUCUCCUGCUCAAGCAAAUGCUGUCUUAGCUCCAGUGAAAUCAAACCCAUCUGUAUCUCAUACUCUCAGCCCUGGCUUCCUGGGUCCUAACAUUUUGAACCCAGUGUUGCCAGUAGCCAUCAUUGCCUCAGCACAGCCAACUGCCAUUCCUUCUGAUGAGACAGCUCCUGGGGUGAGUGAGAGUGACCGGGACCAGACCCUGUUCUCUGUGUUAGUGCGUCCUCCACCUCCCCUCUCAAGUGUGUUCAGUGAACAAGCCAAAAAAUUGGAAAAGCGAAAUUCAUGCUUAGCUACAGCCAAUGCUAAGGACCUGUAUGACAUAUUCUACAGUAGUGGUGGAAAGGGGGCCCCUGAGACUAAGCUCAGUAGUGGUCCAUUGGCCAAUGGGGAAAACAGCAACCUCUCUAGAGCUGAAAGUUCAGACACCUCUUCCACUUCUACUUUGAACAUCAGUGCAUCCCAAGAGGAGUUGCCUCCAGAUAGAAGUUUGGUCUCUGCUUCUUUAGUCAGCAACCCUGAAAAGCCCAUUGCAAAAACUCUGGUGUCUUUAGGGAAAUGGUCAGUUGUAGAACACAUAGACUCAAGAAGUAGAGGCAGCAGCUAUGGCUUCCUGCAGCCAUUAACAAGGUUGUGCCAUAGCAGGCCUUAUGAAACUAUUACCCCCAAAACAAAUACUUUGGCCAUGUGGACUUCCAGUUCUUUCCAGGGUGAUGCUAAUAGGGAUUUAUCUCCAGAGGGAAAAACUGAGCUUGACCUGACAGAGCCAGGGCCACCAGGUGUGGAACAAGCCCCUCACCUGUCAGAUAUACAUGGUCAUACCAUGGAAUCUCAGAGGUUGGUAGAAACCCACAUAAUGGAGUCUGGUAACCAGGAUAAAGAAAGUCAAAAGCUCCAUCAAUCUAAGGAUUGUGGGAAAAGUGAGGUAAAGACAAACAAUGAACUAAAAGAAAGGAGAGCAAAGGUCUCUGAGAGGAUGGUAGGAGAGGAAACAGGUAUCAACGUGUGCAAUAGCACUGAGGAUUCUAAUUUGAGUCAUGGGAACAGAUAUAUGUGGGAGGGAGAAGUAGAACAGCCCAGGUUGCAGAUGACUGACAAAAAAGCAGAACAGUCCAAGAAAUUAAUGACAAGAAGUGAAACUCAAAAUAGAGUAGUGAUUGAGUUGAGUGCACAGGUUUUCUCUAAUACAAAGGCAAAAAUAGAUUCAUUUCCAUCAGAAGCUAGGUCUUUAAUCCAGAACCCACAGGAUAAACCUGUGAAAAUUUCUGUGCCAGAAUUGCUUCAGUCCCCAGCCAGGUCAGAUGUGUGUUUAACAGAUAGUGCUCAAGAGCAAGGAGUUUCAACUGUUAGUGAAGAUUGGCUGGAAAACUCAGCUCCAGAAUCACUUUCUAGAACUUCUAGAUACAAAAGCCUCAAACUCAAGAGAGAAAGAUCAAAAGACUUUAAAGGUAAAAUGAUUUAUGAACUGGCUGUUUGGGAUGAGAACAAGAAGAAGCCAGAGACCUGGGAGAGCCCAGAGAAGCCAGAAGCAGAAGCCCUGGAACUACGAGGUAUCCAUCCAGAAUUAACAGUGACAAUAGAAACCAAGGCCUUAGAAGACUUUGAAGUUACAGACUUGAAAGUAGAAAAGCUUGCUGCCCUAGGGAACCUGGGGAAUAUGGAUGUUGAUUUCUGCAGUACUCAAGUAGACCCAGCACAUAAAUCCCCAACUGCCCUGUCUCAGAAGGCGUGUGAAGAAAACUCUUUGUCACUUGUAGGAUGUAAUCCCUCCACUCUCACUGACUUUCAACCAGUCCCAUCCUUGUCUGAGUUUCCAUUAGAUUCUCCCAAAAGCCUGGUGCUGAACUUUGGAGCAGAAGGUAGAAAAACAUCAUCUAAUUUCAUAAGUGGGAGGAUCACUCCUAACAUUUUGAAAACCGGACUUCCUGUAGAAAAUGUUGACCUUGGCUUGGGGAGCCUAGAGGGAACCCACCAGGCCCUUGACCUUUUAGCAGGAGGAAUCAUGCCUGAAGUAGAAGAAAUUUCUCAAUUAGAGAAUCAAGAUUCACUCAGAUUGCGGUCAGAAACAGUUAAACCUGCAGGCUUUGAGCCAUCACCUUGCCUUCCAGACCUUGUGGACUUCGUCACACGGACAUCUGGAGUUCAAAAAGAGAAGUUAUGUUUUCCUCUCUCUGAGCCAGGUAGCCCUCCUGAGUGUAGUUCCCUGGAGAUGGGACCACUGCAGCUAGAAAUACCGAAUACAUCCAUCACAGAGGUAGCAAUUUCUCAAGUAGAUGAGGACAGUGACAACCCUUUGAAUUUGGUAAAAUCUCUGGCUUCAGGGUCCCCUACAAGGGAGCAGGUAUUUGGAGGCAAUAUGGUCCCUCAGGAAAUACCUGCACAAGAAGCUGCAGUUGCUGCCAUCCAGGACCACACAGAAUCCGGUGUUCAUGACUAAGAAUACACAUCCAGAUCUACUUGUAGAUGAAUGGAAUUGGCUUCUAGAAAUCAGGUGCCCAGAUGAUCCAGGACUAGUUGGCUAUCUUAUCUGGAAUCUCCACCAAGAGAUACAGUCAGCAUCUUAAAGUAAAUGUUGAUGGAAGCCAAAAAAACCUUACCUUCUUUCCUAUUUUCCUUUCUCUCUAAGAUACCAGACAAAUCCAUCAUAACUUCUAUACAUAACUGUAAAAUAUUUUCUGUUAAUUUUUUUCAAUUUAUUUUCUCCUUCUUUGUCAUUAAAAAUCAAAUGUCUAUCUGGCUCACCACAUAGUGUGCUUUGAUUGUAUUUUGGCUUUGACUGACAUUUCUUUCUGGAAUGUGGGGGAGAAGGGAGACAGCUUACUUCUCCAAUUGCUGUGUUGUAUUACCACCCAAUUUCCUGGGCAGCUGAUGGAUCUCUGGGAGAAGCAACAAAGUCUGCUGAAAUGGAAAACUACUAACGAAGGAAACAGAUUGUUCAUCUCUUAGGCUUCCAUUUCAAUGGGCCUGCCUUAACAUUGUUUGAAAUGAAGCGUGAGUAGCUCUUUUGUUUACUGUUUACUUCCUUGUGGCAUGUCAACCCCUGUACCUCCCUCAUUCUGUUGCCUUUGCUUGAGAUGGUCAUGCUAACCCACAAGCCUGUUUGGAAAUGGCUUCAGUAAACAUGGAAAAAAAUAUAGGAGGCUCACUUUUUCAAGACUACAAAUCAGUCAGGCUUAUUCAUGGCUCGGUCCCAGGAGCAGAUAUGCUUUUUGGAUCACUUAUUUACAAAAUGACUUUUGUUCAUUGUAUUGUGAUCCAGUAACAAUUUCUAUUAAAUUGUUUAGCAGCCUUUUCUGUUCUGAAGAGGUACAUCUGAAAACUUUGUUUUGGGAUUGGACUCAUUCUCUGUUCCACAACCCAUGUGUAUUCCUUCCUCUACCUCUCCCUUUCCCAGAUUAUAUCCACCAUAUAGCGUGAUGUUUGGGGUUGUACAUUUUGUUCAAAAAAUUAAAGAAUUUAUGAGUUGACCUGGACAAGUUUAACUUUAUUUUUUAAUGUGUUUACUUGGAAUAAAUGUAUUAAUCUCAUG
Molecule: messenger RNA, 9364 nt
Organism: Manis pentadactyla (Chinese pangolin)
Lineage: Eukaryota; Metazoa; Chordata; Mammalia; Pholidota; Manidae
Gene: ZNF318
Product: zinc finger protein 318
Exons: 12
Coding region: 1289-8272 (2327 amino acids)
Biological process (GO): positive regulation of DNA-templated transcription; negative regulation of DNA-templated transcription
Cellular component (GO): nucleoplasm
Molecular function (GO): nucleic acid binding; zinc ion binding
Source: RefSeq, a predicted model, not a curated record